UGAGAUCGUGGCGGAUACGCUCGCUCGGUGUGGUUACUCGCGCGCGCGCGACGACGACGACGACGACGACGACGAUUCGACGUCGUCCCUCGUUCGACAGUCUGCAGGUCGCGGCCGAUGCGGACCUAACGCGGAACACGAGGACGCGACACGUUCGCAGCGUCCGCGCGAACUCUCGAGGGCAGCUGGGUGCAGCGGCAGCAGCAGCGGGCCGCUCGCCGUGCACGCGCAUCCUCUUCGUUUUCCGCGUUACUUUCUCAGCGACGAGGCGUGGACUCGGAGCGAGAGGGACUCGACCGACGGCGAUCCCGACGAACGCGGAAAGCUCCGAGACCCGUUCCAAAGCAAAGAGGUAUCUCCCGUCUAACUCAGCCGUCUAACUCAGCCAGGACCUUGGCUGGUACACCUCGUCUCCUGCGGUGCGCCCAAGGGAACGAUGCGGUGCUCGAUGACGUGAUCGACCUCUCGGUCAGCUACGCGUCGUGACCUCGUUCGAGUGGUUGGCCAUUCACUUCUCCGGCGACCGAGCAUCGUCGCCCUCGAAGAGCACGACAAAACAAAAUUGAGAAUCUCGUUUUUUUUUCUUUCGAAAAAAGAAAUCAAGAUACGAAGAGAAGUUUCAUGGAGUUGGGCGUCUGUCGAGGCAUCGACUCGUCGACGUGCUCGAAAGGAGGGGGCGUGCGAGAGAAUGUCAAGAUCAUGAGGGCAUCCCUGUAACGACGGAUCGUACGUUUGACAGGACGAAGGGCGAGCGAUUGAGAUGCGCGGAAAGAGGAUCUGACCAGAUGCUUUGCUGACACCCGAAGAAAAGGGCGUAAGAGGAGGAAUUCUGGAGGUAUGAUAGACGCGUGAGGAACGGAACGCUGACGACGUCGCGCGCGAGUCAUUGAGACGUGUCGGCGAAAAAUUCCACGUCGGCGAAGCUGCACACUUCUUCUGCUACGCUCGAGAAGAGGCGAUCGAGAAACACAGGAGAUCCAAUAGCGAAACAGUCACCUUGAGCUGAAGACAUGAAAGAUUUCAACAAACGGACGUAAACUAUGAAAGUCGAUGGACGAAAAUCAAGACGAAGAUCAAGAUCGGACGUGAGAUUUUUUAUUAACCGGAAGAAUUAGAUGCGACAAUUUGAUACCUAACAGAUCUGGCUAGCUCAGUUAGAUAUAUAGCUAACUCAGUUUGAAUAAACUGUAUAAUAGAGGAUAUACCGCGCGAGAGAAAGCGAUGACAAAUCUCUGGUCUUCUUGAGACCCCCCGUGUGUGAAACUCAGCGUGCGGUAGGCGUGGAGGACAAGGUCGCGUUGGAUGUCCGCGUGGCGUGAAUAUCCGCGAAUCGGGAAGGUCACUCGCGAUCGCCGCAGUGAUCGCGCGCGACGGCGGACAUCCGCGUGGUUCGUGGUUGUACUCGCGACGCUGUCAUCGCGAGAAUCAUUCCGUUUUCCCCACUCGUCGACGGCCACAUGACUUGACGACUGCCUCCUUCUUCUCCCGCUGCUGCUCCUGCCCGUUGACCGAAGGCGGCGGCGGCAGUGGCGGCGACGACGUCACGGCGACGUCGACGUGGACGAUAGCGACGGAGGAGUCAACGGCUGACACUGUGUGCGGCGUGGUGGAGGUUCGGUACUUAAAACGAGUGACACACGCCGCCGGCGAUUCAGUCGUUCGCAAGCGGUUGAUUCGCAGGUGGCGAGACGUGCGUGGGUGCAGCCUGCGUGACGCGCGUGUGUGGGUGUGUAUGUGAGUGAUCGAGUUUUCCCGGAUCAUCGUCCGCGUGUACACGUGAGCAGUCCGUAAAAGGGAGCUCUCACACAGAGAAAGAACGGAAGGAUCGGUCGAGAAGAAUCGCCGCAGCAGGGAACAAAAGAGAUAGAGAGAGAGAGGUCAUACAUAAAGUAGUCCUGUCGGAGGCUGUGGAUCCUUCUUCUUUUCCGUUUCGGCAACCGUGGUGCAUCGUGACGACUGCAGUGGUGUUUGUCGUGGUGACGCGGUGUUACCAUCGUGUCGCUGCUGCCCUGGCGAGUGGUGGAAGCGGUGGCGACGGUGGCGGUGGUGUUGGUGGUGGAUAUCUAUAUAUAUAGUAGUGGAUGAUAACGGUGGCCCGCGGGGGUGGCGAAACUGGAGCAGCCGGUGGCGAUCGUCGUCGUCGGCGCAGCGGAGGAGCUAUCAUGUGCACGUGGCGGAUUUUCGGACUGGCGGUCGUGGCCCUGUUGACUCUCGGCGGUCGAACGCGCGCGUACACCAACCAGUGGGCGGCACACAUCGAUGGAGGAGAGGAAGCGGCCAGGCGAGUUGCGGACAACCAUGGAUUUCGCUAUUUGGGCAAGAUAAACGAUGAUUGGUUCCACAUGGAGCAUCGAUCCGUGGCGAAGAGGUCGACGGAACCCCAUCUCCAAGUGCACCAAAGACUAAUGAAUGACUCCAGCGUACGUCGAGCGGAGCAACAGCGGGCAAAAUCGCGCACCAAAAGGGAUCUUAUAAUCAAACGUCCGUCCAAUAUACUAACCAUGUUAAACGACGAGAGGUGGCCUCAAAUGUGGUAUCUGAACCGGGGAAAGGGUUUGGACAUGAACGUGCAGGGUGCUUGGGCUGAGGGAAUUACUGGAAACGGCAUCGUGGUCACAAUACUUGACGAUGGAUUGGAGAAAGAUCAUCCUGACCUUUUCAAAAAUUAUGAUCCUCAGGCGAGUUACGACGUCAACAGUCACGAUGAAGAUCCUAUGCCGAGGUACGAUCUGGUAGAUAGCAAUCGACACGGCACCAGAUGCGCCGGAGAGGUCGCAGCCACUGCCAACAAUUCUCUUUGCGCCGUAGGUGUUGCUUUUGGAGCUGGCGUAGGUGGUGUUCGAAUGCUGGAUGGCGACGUAACGGAUGCCGUCGAAGCAAGAUCCUUGAGCCUUAAUCCCCAACACAUCGAUAUUUAUAGCGCCUCAUGGGGACCGGAUGACGAUGGCAAGACUGUAGACGGGCCUGGUGAACUGGCCACCAGAGCUUUCAUCGAGGGAAUUACCAAAGGUCGCAACGGUAAAGGUUCGAUCUUCGUGUGGGCGUCCGGGAACGGCGGCCGGGACCACGAUAACUGCAAUUGUGACGGCUAUACCAAUAGUAUAUGGACGCUGUCGAUCAGUAGUGCGACAGAGAACGGUCUUGUGCCCUGGUACAGCGAGGCGUGUUCGUCCACCCUCGCCACCACGUAUAGCUCGGGCUCUACCGGCGAGAAGCAGGUCGUCACUACGGAUUUGCAUCAUCACUGUACCAGCAGCCACACCGGCACGUCCGCAUCGGCGCCGUUGGCGGCCGGCAUUUGCGCCCUCGCCCUCGAAGCGAAUAGAGAUCUUACUUGGAGGGACAUGCAACACAUCGUAGUCAGAACUGCCAAACCUGCGAAUCUGCAGGCACCCGACUGGGUGGUCAACGGCGUCGGUAGAAACGUGAGCCACAGCUUCGGUUACGGGCUGAUGGACGCCACUGCCAUGGUACGCUUAGCGAGAAGAUGGAGAACCGUCCCGGAGCAACACAGAUGCGAGGUAUCGGCGCCACAUACAGGCAGGACAAUACCGCCGAAGAGCCAAUUGGUCCUCGACUUACAUGUCAAGGAGUGCAGCGGUGUUAAUUUCCUCGAGCACGUUCAGGCGAAGGUAUCGCUGAUGGCAGCGAGACGAGGAGAUCUUCAGAUACAGCUAACGUCUCCUCAGGGUACAAAGAGCACUCUCCUUGCUAAAAGGCCGCACGAUAUUUCGAAGGCCGGUUUUAGCCAAUGGCCAUUCAUGUCUGUGCAUACAUGGGGAGAGAGGCCGCACGGCACCUGGAAAUUAGAAAUUCACAAUGAGGGUCGAUACCUCGGACGCGCUACACUGCACGAGUGGGCGCUGAUCUUCUACGGCACCGCGACGCUGCCCGACCGGACCGAGUACGCCCUUUACAAUCCGGCCGGCAUGAGUAUACCCAGACGGCCGUUCGUCAAGCCGCGCGAGACCGUCCCGAAGAGCCAGAACACCCUGACGAAGGGCAAGCAGACGCAGCACAAGUCCGACAAGUCCGGCAGUCUGAGCCCGCCCUACGUGGUGAACGCGCAGAUUCAGUCCCAGCGGAAAGGCAAGCCCCGCGGCCAGCACAAGAACGGCAAGUCGGCUAAUCGGCCCAAGCCCACCGUUCAAACUCUUCGAGGUCUCACCGGGAUGAACAAGGGGCCCAACAACGUGGCCGGUGACGUGCGUUUGAUCACGUCGCGGCCACGUGGUAGAAGUACGCCCAGCCCAGUUACCAGCACCGUGUCCCAGACCGUUACGACGACGAAAACCACAAGCAAACAGAUUAUUACACAGAAGAUCAUCGACGUGGUUACCGCCUCGUCCCUUCAGAGAGGACUGAUCUUGUUGGAGCCGCCGGCAAAGGCGGCCACUAACAAGGUCCCGGCGGUAUUUCAGCAAUAUCCCAAGAUCCAACAGCUCUAUCCGGUUUACGGUGGGGCUCGCGGCGCCGGUCAACACGCCACGAGGGCCAAAGGACUCGACCUGCUGCAGGACGAACAAUUCGACCCAAGAAACCUGCAACUGGACAAGGACACUCUGGAGGAGUGGAAGCUUGUGUUCUUCGGCACGGACACGUCAGUGGAAGUGGACGACCAGCUGGACAAGGACAAGCCGCUGCCGCCAGUGGUCCACGAGGAAGUGAACAACGCGCCUUCGGAUCUCGGGCACAACGCCGUGGAUACCGAGGGCGAUCCGUGGACGGGUAGCCGGCAGAUGGACCGGGUCUCACACCCGGAGGUGCAGAGGCCUACGACGGAGAACCAGACGAGUGGCUGUGCCGCCUUCGAAGCCGGAGGCAGCGGGUGCCUAGGUGGGUGCCUCAUACUACUCCUUCUAGCCUAUCUGACCGGCGUGCCCGGCUGGCGGGAGUUGAUCACCAGCUGGCCUGCCUCGACGAACAGUCGGAGCGAGUUGGGCACGGAGGCGAAUCGGCCGCUGAUCGCGGCAGCGAGCGUCGUCCCGAUGACGACGGCGACGUCGUGGGCCGGCGACGCGACGACGCGACGCGCUAUCCCGACGGCGAUACAUCGCGCGUCGGAUGCGCGCAGGUGUACAUGAUGACAGCGGAUCGCGUUUGGUCCCGCGACGGCUUGCGGCCCGAUCCUGUGACUCCGGGUCACCGGGAUUGCCGCGCGCGGGACGGCCGCGCGGAUUUCGACGACGUGUGCCUGACGCGCUCUUGUGAUCCGUGAAAUUUUAAUAUACUUGUGAUGGAGAGAGGUGUCGCGCGUAGAAAUCGGAAGGGGGAAGGGAAAGAAGGGGAGGACUCCGUGGCCUCCUUUCCCGGUGCUAAUUGUCUCGAGAAGAGAUCCAAAGGACUGUCCAAUGCUGAAUUAUCGUCUGUCCUUCUCUUCUUGGAAGAGAAACGAAUGAUGUGUGUUCGAUGAUGAACACAUCGAGUCUGAGAACUUCGUGGCUCGGUUAGAGCGUUCCUCGUGAUCAGGGAAAUGCGAUUUUCUCGCUAACACGCGCCGUUAGGGUUGGCUUUGGCCUAAUUUGUUUGUGUCGUGCAAGGAAGCGAGUCCUCUCGUAAUCGCCACGAAACGUCCGCGGACGCUUGCGCCAUGACAACACUCUAUUCGUGAGGGGUGGCUUCGACUGAUCGAAGUUCGCGUUGCGACGAGGAUGGGACGGAAACUAGAUGUUUACGAGGCAGGAAAUGCACGGUUCUGUUACCGAUUGCACGAUGAAUCGGAUGAACUCUCGAUUUCUCAUUAAAAGCGCUUGUUUUUUAAGGAAUUCGACAUAGAGCCCAUAUUUGGGCCAUUGAAAGGAUUAUGUUUCUUCCUUUUUUCUUUUCCGAUUUUUUCAUGUUUAAAAAAAAUAUAAGUUUUGUUCGACAAGAAACUUUAACGGAACUAUGUAUUGGACAGCAGAAGUUGCGGAAAGUUUCAUAUAAAUUGUUGACAUAAAAUAUCGAGGUAAAUUCAACAUUGCAAAUUUCUCGAUAGACAUGAGAAAAUGUGAUUUUUUUGCACGACCCAUUAGCGUCGUUUCUUAUACGUUAUCUUCCGCCGCGAGUUUUUCCCUAAAUAAGUAGUGCAAAGUGAACUUUUCUGGUAAUGAAAAAAGUAAAAUAAAAAAUAAAUUUAUCAUAAUCCACAACUAAUAAAUAAAAAAUAAAUAAUAUUUAAGAUUUAAUAUUGUAAUAUCGGAAAUCGAGAGUUUGUCACUUUUCCAAAUAUUUCCGUCUCUAUAAAAUUGCCGCAGUCACAGCCGUGUAAUUCUAUGGACGUGCUUGUAAAUAUAUGCAAAGCGUAUUUAUUAUACCUCGCAAAGUUACGUACGAUCUUAGGAGUUUCAAGAGUAAUGGCACUGCGAUCCCGUGGCAUCCUCUUCCGCCACGUUGAACGAAGCAGAAAUGGGUAAACAACCAAUGUUCUGAUAAAUGUAUUCUGGAAUUCUGCUUGACUUUUACACGAAAGCAGUCGCAAGGCCGUCAUAAUGAAUCUUAAAUUCAUAUUCGCGAUUUUUAACUGACGCCGUAUUUAACGUUAGCAAAGACGGGUAAUUGAGUUUAUGUUCUGUUUAAUUAAUACAAAGAAACACUGAGUUGUAUCCUUUCAGUUUUACGAUGAUUCAUGUGCCAUGCAACUGCAUCAAUUGCAAAUCAAUUAAAUUUUUUUCCAGAAAUCAAAUCAAUCUUCUUUCGAGCUUUUUUUUUAAUUCAAAUUGAAGAAUCGAAGAAAGAUUUCAGCAAUCGAUUGUAACGCAAUCUACCUUGUGCUCGAUUCUGCUCAGCGUUUCAGUCGAGGCCGGCCAUACGUGACAGCGUCCUAUAUUCACAUGUGUAAUUUUCCACGUGAACUUUUUGUACGAGACAAAAAAAAUAAUAACAGGAAGCCAACUGCCAUUAACGAGACCCGACCGGUCUCGUGCCCUGUCUCUCCUGGAAAAAUUGCCUCGCGUAACUUAUAGUACAUCCGAUGGAGCUGCAGUUAACUUCAGCCAACGUCGUCGAUUUUGAUCGACGGAUUUUGGCUCCGACGUGUUCCAGGGGGGAAGGAAGGGAACAGUUUUCUCUCGCCUUCUUUUUCUUCUUCCCCUUUGCCCUAUCUCUGUCUCUCUUUCUCUUCUUCUUCCCCCCUUUUUUCUGUCUCUCUCUUUCUCUCUUUUGCUCGCUCAAAUGCAUGAAAACACACGAUCUUUCUCUUCCUCUCUAUCUCUUUUUCUCUAUUUCUUUAUCUUCUCGUCUAUCGGUCAACACCCCUUUUGUUUUCCAACAUCCUUAACAUUCUCCUGUCUGCCAGCUUUCCCUUACGUUCCGUUUCUGAACCUUUCUCCACGCUUCAUAAGCACUCUGCGUCCCUCCAAGGAGAUAGGAUAUUCGGUGAGCUAUCAGCACUGCCGAACUAGGGGAGCUAUAGGGAGGUUCUCCGGCUGCCUAUGUAAACAGUUGGGGAUGGGGUACACGAAGCUGCGUGUGGAUUUUGGAUGCACAUUAAACCUCGGGCUUUAUUAAGAUCAACGACAAUGACCGUGUGCUUAGUAAUUUACUUUAGCGAGUAAUACUAUUUCUUCUUGUUAACAAGGUAAUGCGUACGUUGGAUAUAUAUUAUUUAACUUAAUUGCAAAUACGUAGCUUCUAUUAUUUUUAAUAUAAAAUGUGUUACAAACGUACGAAAUUUCGUGAAAAUAUUUCCAUAUAGUGAUCAAUGAAGGAGGCUAUUCUAAUUACCGUAUUUAAAGAUAUGUUAUAAAUAUACAAACAUAUGCAUGUAAUAUACAAAAAUUUAGUGUAAUUUUUAACAUUUUGUUAAAAGAGAAAGAAUCAUUGUGCCACGAGUAUCGUUCGUACGUUCAUAAUUCACACUCGGCCUCGAAAGUACAGUAUAUCAAAUUUUCGACACGAAACUUGCUCAAAACGUUGUUAACUAUGAUAAUUAAAAACUGCGCGGUCCGCAAGUGUUUGUAAGUUAAUAAAUGCCCGUAACGCUUAGCCAAUUCGAUGGCGAUAAGAACCGUCGCGCCGUUGAAUGACUCGAUAUUUUCUGAACAAUUUUUAGAUACCACCGUUUUGCUUGGAAUAUCGAUGAAAAAAAAAAAACCGGCGGAUGCUAUUCUAUUGCGAGCUUAGAGGUGAUCGCGCGUGCUUGGUAAAAAUUUCAAUUGCGGGGAUAAGCAGUAAACUCGACGAGAAAGCCGAGAGCUUCGCGGCGAGUUGACGGGGCGAUUUUUCUUUAUCGGGGAACGAUCGUCAACGAGUUAUCGAGUCGGAAGUUUUCACCAUCGAGAAUUCCGCCGCUGCGAAAAUUCGUUUCUAGGAUUUACGAUUUAUAUCAACGCGGCGAAUCCAAUCAUGUUCCGUCGAAAGUUGUAGGCCACAAAUCAGAAGUUAACUGUGCACGACAAGCCAGAAAUCGAAUUACAAUCGAUAUAUUGUUACUUCGGCUCGAAUAAUACAUGCCGAUUAUAAAUAAAGCGCGAACAGUUUUGAAAGUUCGUAUGUUAUCCGAUAUGCUCCACGGAUUUCGUCAUAUUGUUGGUCAAAGAUCAUACAAAGGUACAUAUUGCAGCGCAGUCAAAUUAUUCAAUAAAUUGUCAUUAUCAGUUUUUAUCUAUAAGAUUUUUAAGAUACGAAUUCGAUGAAUUUAAUUAACACUUGACAAAAAUCGUAAAUAACUACUUGAUCGACGUCGCUCCGUACUUUUAUCGCGCAUCGAUACCCUAGAAACUAAUACGUCGAACGGCUGAACAGUCGUACGAAAAAAGGAAUAUUGAAUGGCUGCGAAAUUAAAUUGACGUUACAGUUGCGAUACUAAAUGUCUCUUUCCAAGCGGCGUUCUGCGAAUGAAACGUUUGUGAUUUUUCGAGACUGAUGCUCUAAUGGAUGGCUAUCAAAUGCAAUCGCGAGGAAAAAAAUAUAUAUGUACUCAAAUGUAUUAAUCCCUGGAUCUGACGAUACUAUCUCGGUCAAGAGAUGCAAAAAUUGGUCAAGUGCUUCUACGUCGAAUACACUCAACUCCAAAGUUAGUGCUUGUCAUACAAAUAAGGUACUAAUAUACUAAAUAAAAAAAGAUAAAAUAAUAUAUAGAUAUA
Molecule: messenger RNA, 9065 nt
Organism: Temnothorax curvispinosus
Lineage: Eukaryota; Metazoa; Arthropoda; Insecta; Hymenoptera; Formicidae
Product: furin-like protease 1
Exons: 12
Coding region: 2082-5084 (1000 amino acids)
Biological process (GO): peptide hormone processing
Cellular component (GO): Golgi membrane; trans-Golgi network
Molecular function (GO): serine-type endopeptidase activity
Source: RefSeq, a predicted model, not a curated record